Thecamonas trahens ATCC 50062 is the source of this 1023-nucleotide messenger RNA. RefSeq names its product aldose 1-epimerase. The coding region runs from base 1 to 960 and encodes 319 amino acids. Gene Ontology annotation, biological process: carbohydrate metabolic process. The transcript has a single exon. The record is from RefSeq and is a predicted model, not a curated record. Gene Ontology annotation, molecular function: isomerase activity; carbohydrate binding. NCBI's taxonomy places the organism in Eukaryota, Apusomonadida, Apusomonadidae.
AUGGCAGAGACAGGGACAGGUGCACGUAGAGAGGCUGGUGCAGGUGCUGGUGCAGGCGUGGGCGCAGGCGUGGUGCAGAGGCAUAGCUCGGGGCUGGAGUACCUGGGGCUGGAGCAUGCGGCGACAGGCGCGCUGGCGACGGUCUUUCUCCACGGGGCGCACGUGACGGCGUGGCAGCCAAAGGGCAAGGAUGCUGAAUCGGUGCUGUUUACAUCAGAGGCUGCAGUGUAUGCACACGAUGCUGCCAUCCGUGGCGGCAUCCCGGUCUGCUUCCCGCAGUUUGCCGGUCAGGGCCCACUCGGCAAUCACGGCUUUGCUCGCAAGGCCACGUGGACGGUUGCCGACGCAUCUCCGAGCGCAGUGACCCUUGUGCUCACCCACGAGUCGGACGGAGUGCCACCGGGAACGCUCCCGUUCUCUGCCGAGUACUGUGUCGAGCUAACCGACGACAAUGCGCUUCGGCUGGCGUGGGCGGUGACCAACGGGCGGGAGGAGAACACGUACGACCAGGCUGUCCAUGAGCCGCUGGCCAACGCGCUGGUCUUUACCGACGCGCUGCACACAUACUUUGCGGUUCCGGAUGCGGCGCAGGUCCGGGUUUCCGGCCUCGGAGGCGUGGUGUACGUCGACAAGACCGACGGUAUGGCCAUCAAGACUUGGCCAGCUGACUCCGACAUCAGCUUUGCAGGCGAGGUCGACGCCGCCUUUCGGCGCGCGCCACUCACGCUGGCCAUCACCGACGCGGCCGGCGAGACCCUGUUUGACAUCGAGCGCACCGCUGGCUUCCGUGAUGUGGUGGUGUGGAACCCGGGCGCCGAGCGUGCCGCGACCAUGGCCGAUCUUGCGCCCGGUGAUGCCGCUCGGUUCAUCUGCGUCGAGGCCGCCAACGUCGAGCCGGUUGUUGUCCAUCCUCAGGACACACAUCGGGCAGAGCUCACGCUUCGUAUCGGCAGCUGGUAGUGCCCCUGCACCGCGAUGACGUCACCGCGAGGGCAGCGGCAGAGUACAAUCGCAUUACCGAAC